ACGCUCCUCCUCUCGCCGCCGUGCCGAAGCCCUCUGCAGGCUUGCACCAACUUUCCCCGAGACAAAGCCUUGUUCAGCGUGUCAGCUUGGAGGCAACAUGGCAGAGUUUGGCGUGCAGGCCGAGAAAAGAAGAAGAAACGAGGGAAUUGUGAUCAACGACGAGUGGCCAGGUUACAGUUUAGACCUCUUCAGCUACCCAGCCCACUACUCCGGAGACCUAGACUGUGUCAUCGUCCCGCAUGGCGUGAUUAUGGACAGGACGGAACGCCUUGCUCGAAACAUCAUGGACGAUCUGGGGGACCACGACAUCGUGGUUCUGUGCGUGCUGAAAGGAGGCUACCAGUUCUGUGCCGACCUGGUUGACCGGAUCAAGGUUCUGAGCUGCAACUCCAACCAAACCAUCCCCAUGAGGGUUCACUUCAUCCGGCUCAAGAGCUACCUGAAUGACCAAUCGACAGAGGAUCUUCACAUAGUUGGAGCGGAUGAUCUGUCGUUUUUAGCUGGAAAGAACGUACUGAUUGUGGAGGGCAUCGUUGGUACAGGAAAGACGAUGGAAACCCUCCUGAAGCAUGUUGAAGCCUUCAGGCCCAAAAUGAUCAAAGUAGCAGGACUGCUGGUGAAGAGGGUGCAGAAUAGAUCUACAUGUGUGCCUGACUUUGUCGGCUUUGAGAUACCCAAUCGUUUUGUCGUCGGCUACGCCUUGGACUACAAUGAGUAUUUUAGAGACCUAAACCACAUAUGUGUGAUCAGUGAAAGUGGAAAGAAGAAAUAUAAAAUUUAAAGAGAAGGGAUCAUCGCACGUCCUACAGCAAAUCCACAUGUCCUUCAAGAGGCCAUUCAUAAAUAACAUCGCAUCUCCUGUGGGCCUGCAGCAUUUCUCCUGUCAACAUCUUUCAAUAAAACAAUGAUCUGAUCAUUUCAGCAAAAUAAAAAAGAUUUAUCAAAAUGAAAUGUUUACCAUCACAAUAUUUUUUGUGAUAGAAAAUAAUGCAUUUUUAAAAUAUUUGCUUUAUAGUCAGUAUUAAAAGUUUAUGACCCAUUGUUUUACUUUAAAUGACAGCAUAGGAGCAAUUUGAAAGGCAGUUUUCAGCUUUUUAUAGCAUAAAAUAAUUGUUUAUUUUUCUUCACUGUUACUUUUUUAAGUUUUAUUUGGGAACUCUUCUGUUACAAUUAAGGCUCAGGGUCAAACUGUUUAGUAUUAACUAUGUGCUGCUAACUACCUCUAUUUUCCAGUUUUUGAUUUGGGAUACUUUCGACUUUUUCAACAUUUAAUAAAGUUGUUUAACAAA
Molecule: messenger RNA, 1289 nt
Organism: Nothobranchius furzeri (turquoise killifish)
Lineage: Eukaryota; Metazoa; Chordata; Actinopteri; Cyprinodontiformes; Nothobranchiidae
Gene: prtfdc1b
Product: phosphoribosyl transferase domain containing 1b
Biological process (GO): GMP salvage; hypoxanthine metabolic process; purine ribonucleoside salvage
Cellular component (GO): cytosol
Molecular function (GO): magnesium ion binding; hypoxanthine phosphoribosyltransferase activity
Source: RefSeq, a predicted model, not a curated record